AGCUCUCAAGGCUCCAAGGCUGAAGCGUCACUGCACCCACAAUGGACUGAAAUUCAGUCAAAUGACAUCUUCAUUUUUCAUUUAAUCUCAUAUCUCUUCUACGCACAUAUUUAACUUGAAAAGAAAUCCACAGCACAUAUAUCGCUUCGACACUUGACAAUGCAAGCGCAUUUCCCCUCCCCCGCCAAUGCGGGGAACUCAAUCCGCCUGCGCGGCUUCACAAUCACCACACGCAAACUUCCUAUAUUAAAAGCCGGACCGAUCGAAGAUAUGACAGAUAAACUCGGAAUCAACCCCCCGGAAAUGAUCUUUGGUGAUAACCUCGUAGCCAUCGAGCACGAGACGAGCGGCUGGGGAAUCCAAUUCAAUGCGUUUGAUGCGCUGGACAGAGUAGACAAGACUGGACAGUCGAUGCUGCAAGUGGCAUAUUCAAAAGAGUGGCAGCGGAAUCGAGAAAAGGUUCACGAAGGGAUCAAAGAAGUCGUCAAGCCGUUUGACUGGUCCUACAGCACAGACUACAAAGGCACAACUACAUCCUCGGGACCGACGUUCCAACCCUCAGAGACGCGAAUCCCGCUCGAGCUCUUAAAAAGGCCUGACCCAAUAAAAUUCUUCGAUGAUGUUGUACUGUAUGAAGAUGAGCUGGCGGAUAAUGGCAUUGCCAUGUUUUCAGUCAAGGUUCGAGUCAUGCCAGAUCGAUUACUCCUCCUUUGCCGAUUUUUCAUGCGCUUGGAUGAUGUCGUGUUCAGGAUACGGGACACAAGAGUAUUCGUGGAAUUUGGGACAGGAGAUGUGAUACGGGAAUACAUUGCGAGAGAAGAGAAAUUUGAUACGGUUCGGAGGAAACUUGCCAUUACGAGAGAAGAUGUCCCUGCGCUGAUGCGUGAUUCGAAUCGAUUGUCAGAGCUGCUUCCCAUUGUGGAUGGAACUCUGGAGCAUUUGAAUGUGCUGCAGCCUCAAGGCGGUGGCACUGCGUCUGUGGCCGGCGCAACGUAAAGAUCAUGCGGCCAGGGAUGAUAAAAUUUAAACAUGGGAUUAUCUAUUUGCAUCUUUGCAUGAUGCUUGACGCACGGAAGACGAUGGGACUUAUUUCUUUACAAAUGUACAUAUAUUAUAGCG
Molecule: messenger RNA, 1119 nt
Organism: Xylona heveae TC161
Lineage: Eukaryota; Fungi; Ascomycota; Xylonomycetes; Xylonales; Xylonaceae
Product: TIP41-domain-containing protein
Exons: 3
Coding region: 160-996 (278 amino acids)
Biological process (GO): TOR signaling
Cellular component (GO): cytosol
Source: RefSeq, a predicted model, not a curated record